AUGCACACAUUCGCAUGGCCCUUUCACUUGGCCCUAUGUGUAUUCGCCGUAAGUGGAGUCAAACUUCUUUCGCCAUCCCAACUCAGUCAACCUACGACUGUCAUCUAUAACGAUACUCCCGAACAAAACCAUACGCCUGACUACACUGUCAAUGACGGAAGUACUGAUAUUCCGAACUACAACGAUUUUACCGGCACCACCAUAUUCGAUGAAAUUUACGUUAACAAGGACACACAUGGUUAUGAUGAAAAAUUCGGCUAUAACAAUACUUUCGAUUACAGCAGCACUCCAGACUACAACAACAAGCAAGACUACAGCAACCCACCAGACUACAGCCCCAAAACACCAGACUACAACAGCACUUCAGACUACAGCACCACAUCUGAUCACAGCACCACUUCAGACUACAGCACCACAUCUGGUCACAGCACCACAUUAGACUACAGCCGCACGUCUGACUACAGCAGUACACCAAUCUUCAGCAGUACAUAUUAUUAUUACUUUUAUGACUACAACUAUACCUUUUAUGACUACAACUAUGACGAUGGCUUUGUCUUGGAUGUACUAAAACCAAUUCUACUCGACGCCCUUGAGGUAUGUCCAAGUCUUAAUUUCUGCGCUAUAAAGCAAAAUUCAAGCUUUGAAGAAGAUCGAUCAGCCAGAAGGGACAAAUACCAAAAGGAAACAAACAUAACAUUUGAGUCGUUGUCCUCGAAUAAUACCAGUUUAACAUCGCGUUGUUGUGAGGACUGUUCAUGUUUGACAACUUGUCUCGCCGUGCAAAAUUGCUGUCCAGACGCACCUGUAUUUUCGCGGGACUUCAUUAGUUUUCAAGCCAAUUGUUUGUCAGCCUUUUAUAUAUCAAGGGUCUCGCAUUCAGGAAGGUUGCCAAACAUUGACUACAAAACGAUCUCCUGGUGCAAGAGCUCCAAGAAGAAUUUCUUCGGAUGGCGAGGGAGUUCAACUGCUUCUUUUGAGGAGGUGGUGAGGGUCUCAGUAGAAAAUCGGCUGUAUUACAAUAAAGAAACUGCAACAUGUAACGGAGAAGCAAAAUUAACAAGGUGGGAACUCAUAGCAUUUGAUUGCGUGGACGAUUUGUAUUCCCUAACUCUGCAAGGACCAAAGCUCGAAAAAUACGUGCUUGAGAACUGCACUGUGUACUCGGAUCCUCCGGACCACAUCAACCCCACACAGUUUAUCUGCUCUCCAUACGACACGAUUUCACAUUGUAAUGCAACAGGUCUAUGGAAUAAAUUUGACUGGGAUAUAGAAGCACUUUGUUUAUCUGCCGGCGGUAUGUUUUAA
Mercenaria mercenaria is the source of this 1305-nucleotide messenger RNA. RefSeq lists its product as uncharacterized. The coding region runs from base 1 to 1305 and encodes 434 amino acids. The record is from RefSeq and is a predicted model, not a curated record. The transcript has 2 exons. NCBI's taxonomy places the organism in Eukaryota, Metazoa, Mollusca, Bivalvia, Venerida, Veneridae.